This is a messenger RNA of Plasmodium vinckei vinckei, 3300 nucleotides long. Its product is annotated as conserved Plasmodium protein, unknown function. NCBI's taxonomy places the organism in Eukaryota, Apicomplexa, Aconoidasida, Haemosporida, Plasmodiidae. The record is from RefSeq and is a predicted model, not a curated record. The transcript has a single exon. The coding region runs from base 1 to 3300 and encodes 1099 amino acids.
AUGAUUUUAACAAAAUCUAAAGCCCACUCUACAUUUUGUAAAAUUGUAAAAAUAAUUAACAACAUCAAUAAUAGGAAUAAAUAUUCAUUUCAAAAGAUACAUAGUAGGGCUCACUAUUUUUCAUUUUAUAAUGAACAUAGCCAAAAUCAGGAAGAUAAAAAUGAAGGGAAAAAAUGUGUGCGUCACUUUUUGAGAUUUCACAAGGAAUUAGAAUAUUUAGUAAAUAAGGAAUUAUCAAAUGAUAGCUAUAUUGAUAAUAAAACUUUUUCAUUCAAUAUACCAAAUCAUGGAAACAAUGGAAAUGCUCAGCUAGCUAUCGAAAAUAAUCAAAAGUGUGAUAUGGCUAGUAAGACAAAUCAAAUGGAAAUAGAGUCUCAGACCGAAACAACCUGUUCUUAUCAAACAUGCAAAGAAAUAGUAAAUAAACACGUAGAAAAAAGUGUAGGAUUAAUAUAUAAGACAAUUGAAGGAUUGAGUCUAAAGGAUAUAUAUUAUUUAUAUGAAAAAAUAAGUAAUAAAGAGUUGUUUAUUGUGUUUGUUAUAAAAUUGUUAAAUAAUGAUGGUACUAAAGAAAAUAUUAAUAGUGUGAUAAAAAAUAAUUUUAAUAUUGGGAGAAAAGUUAAUACACAUAAUAAAUUAAAUAUAGAUAAUUUAUUAUAUUCAUUUUUUAUUUGUUCUGAUUUUUAUAUUCGUAAAGCUAAUAUUCUUAUUUAUAAAAAUAUCGACUUUUUUAAUGAUAUCCAAAUUGUUUGCAAAAAUUUAUUAGUAUACCUUUUUGAUAGAAUAAAUAAAAAUAAUUCACAGUUAAAAUUUAAAGAACUUAAUCAAGUAUUUAUUAUAUCUAUGAAAUUGGAAAGAAAUUAUCCAAAUUUAUUUUCAACUAAUAAUAUUAACGAGCUAGCAAGGAUGUUAUCCUUCCGUUUUUUUCAAAUAAAUCAAAAAGAAGAAGACAAAAAAUGUGUUAUUAAUAAUGGAACAAAAAAUGGUAGAAGUUUUAUUGACCUGCCUAUUAACAUAGGAGAUGUGAGCAAAUUGUUGUAUGAACUCAUAAUUGAUAAUAAAGAAAUUUCGAAAAUAAAUAAAAACAAUGAUAUGAUGGAAAAUAUACAAAAUGAAGAACAUAUAAAUUUAAUAAAAAAUAUAUUAACACAUUCAGUAAAAGAAUUAAAAAAUCAUGAUAUAGUGAAAGAUAUUUUUUUUGCAAAAAAUAUUAUUUCUAUAUUAUAUAGUUUAACACAUAUAUCUAAUAAAUGUUUUCAUAAUAUUUUUGUUGAAAUAUUUGAAAAUAGUUUAAAUUUUUUUUAUUUAUUUUUCUUGUCUACAAAUAAAGAGAAUAAAAAUCAAGUCAUCACAGCAAGUUGUUACGAUCUAAAUGUAUUAAUAAAAAAUAUAUCAAACCAAUUCAACUUUUAUUUUGACAAAGAAAAAGAUGAAAAUGUUGAAGAAGUAAAGAAAAACUUAGACGAAAAAAUAAAAAAUAUUACUCUAUCAAAUAGAUCUAAUUCAAAAUCAGAGUUUUCAUACAUUUUAACAAUAAAAAAUUUGGGGUCUAAAAUACGUGAUGAAUUUACUAUUGAAGAAAUUGUGAAAUUUAUUUAUUCUUUAACAUUUUAUCAAAAAAAAUUAUAUAAUCCUACCUCUUGUAACUUUAAUAAAAAGGAAAAAAUCAGGGAUAUACUCACAAAAUUUUUAAUCCCAACCAUUUAUGAUAUGGUUGAAAGGGAUUUAUAUAAAUUAGUUUUACAUAUGAAUAUGCCAAAAAAAAGUAAAGGAAAAGAACAAAAUUUCAAUAGUCAUAUAACUAGGGGAAACACACCAAAUUUGGAUCCAAGCACCCUUUCAAAAGGCUUGACAUAUAAUUCGAAAAAAAAAAAUGAAUUAGUAAACAUAUAUGAUGAAAAUUAUAUUUUAAAAUAUUUAAGUCAUUUAAUUAAUAUAUAUUAUGAGCAUAAAUUUAUUGAUUUACAAAUUUUUUUUCUCACUAUAGUUAUCUUAUCAAAAUUUAAAAAUAUCGAUUUAGUAAUAUUGAGUAAUAUUUUAAAUAUAUGCUCAAAAUCGAAUUAUUUUUAUGAUACAUUUUUUGUAAGCUUUUAUAUUUUUAACUGUUUUGAUGGAAAAAAAUGGAAUGACAUUUUGAGAGACCCAACAACAAAUACUAUAAGGAUAGGUAGCAUUUGGAAAAGGUUUUUGAAAAAUAUAAAAACAAGAGCAUCGAAUGAAAAAGAGCUAAAUAAAAUGUAUCCUGUAAAUAUAAUUAAAAUUAUGAAUGGAUUAAUAUAUUAUAAAUGUUUGGAUAGAAAAAUGAUCGAAAUAAUUAUCAAAAUUAUAUCCCAAAAUGAUUUAAGUAGUAAUGAAAAUGUAGCAGUAGAUAAUACAACAACACAAAUAAAGUUAGCAAAUGAAAAGGACAAGUUUAAUUUGGUUUGCUUGAGCUCAGUUUUGAAUUAUAUGAGUUAUACAGAAAAUAUACAAAGCUAUGAUAUGAAAGUAAAACUUGUAAAAAUAAUAAAAGAAAAAAUACUAAAGAAUAAUAUAAAGGAUAAUAACAGAUUAUUAUGCAGUAUAUAUAUAAGUUAUGGACGAUUAAAUAUUUAUGACAAAUCAUUAUUUUAUAAUAUUUAUAAAAAGCUAGACAUUAAAAAAUUAAGUCUUUUAAAUAUAUUAAGUAUAUUAUCUUAUUUAAAUAAAAUGGGGAUUUAUGAUGGGAAAAUAUUACGUACAUGUUUUAAUUACACCUUUGAACAAAACAAAAAUAAAAUUAUUUUAUAUAAUACAUCAUUGAUGAUACAUUUAUUUUUUAUUCUGACGUCUAUAUGUCAGUUAUAUUUAUAUGAUAAUAUACACACUGUCUUGACUCAUAUAUUGCACAUAAUUAAUUGUGUCUAUAUGAAUAGUAAGCAAAGUGGGCACAAGCAAAACAGAAAGAGAUUAAAGCAAAAUGAAAUAAACCUACUUUCCAAUUUCACUAACGAUAGUAAUAGUCUACCUAUGAAUUAUCACUUUUAUUCGAUGCUUUAUAUAAGCUUACAAUCAUUUUAUUUAUUUUUUUUAAAUGAAAAAUUUAGUCCUAACACUAGUUUUAUAAAUCAAAUAAAUAUUAAAUAUUUGCGUAUAAUAAAUUAUUUAAUAGAUCAAAAAUAUGAUCAAUAUUAUUCAAUUAAACCAACAAAUUCAGAUAUUCAAAAAAAGGUUAUGGCCCUUUUAAAACAUACCCUUAAAAAUAAAAAUGUCCAAAUUGUUUAUGAAUAUUAUUUGACUCCCAUUCCAUAUCUUAUUGAUAUGGUUAUUCUACCCAAAUAA